AUGGCCGUUAAUGUACCCGAUUCAUCCGAUGCUGAGCCAUCAACCAGCUAUGAGGUAAAAAUUAGUGCUGAUUUGACUCGACUUGAAAAUGAAAUCACUGAUGGGGGCGAAGCCACUGAUGAGGAAGCCGUUGAUGGGGACGAAAUCACUGAUGAGGAAGCCGCCGAGCUUUUUCCACCUGGAUAUACGCCACUUUCAAAUCCAGAGUCUGAGAAAAUGCGUGUCAAAUGGCACAAAGAUAUGCGCAGAUAUUCAAAAAUCACAGCUCAAGCUUUGCAUUUGAAGGAUCUUUCAGGAGAUAUGCCUACACCAAAAGCAGAUCAUCUUCUUAAGCUGGUGAAAGAAAAGUCACUUGAAGGAUUUUUAGCUCGUCUAGAGGCUGAGAUAGCUAAGCGGCCAAAGACUAAACCAAGCUGUAGCGAGACUCCCGUUUAA
Batrachochytrium dendrobatidis JAM81 is the source of this 435-nucleotide messenger RNA. RefSeq lists its product as uncharacterized. NCBI's taxonomy places the organism in Eukaryota, Fungi, Chytridiomycota, Chytridiomycetes, Rhizophydiales. The transcript has a single exon. The coding region runs from base 1 to 435 and encodes 144 amino acids. The record is from RefSeq and is a predicted model, not a curated record.